Molecule: messenger RNA, 3864 nt
Organism: Amphibalanus amphitrite
Lineage: Eukaryota; Metazoa; Arthropoda; Thecostraca; Balanomorpha; Balanidae
Product: probable E3 ubiquitin-protein ligase makorin-1
Exons: 10
Coding region: 312-1766 (484 amino acids)
Biological process (GO): protein polyubiquitination
Molecular function (GO): metal ion binding; ubiquitin protein ligase activity
Source: RefSeq, a predicted model, not a curated record
CUUUUCGUAUAAUUUUAUCGGCAUUAUGCUUUGAUUUGCAUGCUUAUUCUUCUAUUAUAAAAAAAAAAUUUGCAUCGUUUUUUUUGUUAAGUACUAUUCUCACUUAUUUUUCACUGCUGAUAACCGUGUGUGUUUUGCGGAAGUGCAGUCACUUUUGUCCACACCGUCCACACAUAAUGCUCGCUGUUGUAAUUCUGAGACGUUUCAAAGAGGUUAUAGUUUAUACAUUCUUCACUUUUCUUCAAUAAUUUGAUAUAAAAUCAUAAGUUAAAAAGAAGAAAUCAUUGGUGGUUUGGAGUAUUUAGGGGAAGAUGGCAGAGGGAUGGACUAGCAAUGUCCUUUGUAGGUACUUCAUGCAUGGCACGUGUAGGAACGGCACCGGGUGCUCCUACUCUCACGACGCCAACCUGGCGCGGCCCACGCUGCCGUGCAAGUUCUACCAGUGCGGCACGUGCGCCUACGGCAGCAAGUGCGACUACCUGCACGAGGACCCGGCGGCGGCGGCGCUGAGGACGGCCGACACCUCCGGUCAGCCGGCCCGGACGGCGCCGGCGGCCCCUGCCGGCCGCAGCGGGCGCGCUCAGAGCGGCCGCUCCGGCGGCGGCGGCUCGUCCAACAGAGGCCAGCAGAACAGGGCGGCCGAGGGGAGCGGACAGACGAACAGGAGUCAGACGACUGGGCGGGGGCAGGGCGGUAGAGGCGGGCAGGCGAGGCAGAGCGCCGCCGCCCAGACACCGGCGGCUGCGCCGGCUCCGGCUCCGGCUCCGGCAGUGUCAACCACAGCGACGACGGCGACGGAGAGUGUCAGGCGGCCGAUGAAGGAUCUGAAGCUGUGUGACAUGACGAGCGGAGCGCGCGUGCCCGUCAACUGGGCCGACGCGCCCGAGUUUGUGCCCGGCUCCGGACUGAUGACUGCGCCCGAGCCGGAGGUGCGGUCGUACGCGGACGUAGCCCAGCCAGCGGAGAGCCGGCGGGACCCGAACGAUCUGCAGCUGAUCCCGCUCUGCCCCUAUGCCGCCGUCGGAAAGUGCAGGUACGGCGAGCACUGCGCGCUGCUACACGGCGAGGUGUGCGAGUACUGUCAGUGCCAAGUACUGCAUCCGUUCGAUCCCGAACAGCAGCGUAAACACCGCGCCGAGUGUCUGAGCACCCACGAGCGCGACAUGGAGCACUCGUUCCGCAUGGCCAAGUCGAUCGACAAGGCGUGCGGCAUCUGCAUGGAGGUCGUGGUCGAAAAGAAGGAGCCGAACGCGCGUCGGUUCGGCAUUCUGCCCAGUUGCAGCCACUGUUUCUGCGUGGCCUGUAUUCGCCAGUGGCGCUCGUCCAGCCAGUUCGAGCCCAAAGUUACCAGGGGCUGCCCCGAGUGUCGCGUGCACAGCGACUUCAUCUGUCCGAGCCGAUACUGGGUGGACGAGUCCGAGGAGAAGAAUAAACUCAUCGAGGACUACAUCGCAUCCUGCAGCAACAAGCCUUGCAAGCACUUCAACGAGGGCCGCGGCGAGUGUCCCUUCGGGAACAAGUGUUUCUACCGGCACACGUACCCGGACGGUCGGAAGGCAGAGCUGGGCCCGCCGCGCCGCCGGCGGCGUCAGAAUCAGUUCAUCGAGACGGAGCUCAUGUCGGACGUCAUGCUCUCCGACUUCCUCUCGGACGAGAUGCGAGCAAUGGACGACGAGCUGGCCGAAGAGGCGAUCCGUCUGAACCUGAUGAUCAUCCAGGCGGACAUGAUGGACCUCAUGUUCCCGUCCGACUCUGAGGAUGAGUGACGCCGCCAGCCGGAGCGCCCAGCGAAACGUCUUUCUGUUGCGCCGCCUGCCGCUGCUGCCUGCUCUCUCACACACACUCACCCUACCUCUGCGCGGUCCGGCGGUCCGCCGGCGCGGCGGUGCCCGGUCGGGAGGACCUCUGUGCUGCCGCUGCUGGGGCCAGGCAGUCGUCACCUUACCGUCUCUGGUCGCCACUGCGGUGACUCUCAGCCACCGGCGGGCCGCGGAUUGCUGCUGUCGGCUCUCACUGUCCUCUGGCGCAGGUCAGCCCUCGGGUUCGUCCGUCGUCCGCCUCCUACCAGUGACUCUUGGAUGGAGACCCAGUGAGGGUGACUGUAUAACGGAACCCGCCACUAACGCCACCGGAAGGCUGCGGAAACAAAUUCGGUGUGCCGUUCGGGUGCCUAGCGGCAGUGUUCGAGUUCGUGCGCGGUUUACACGAGUAAACUAAGCUCAGAUGGUAACCGACAUAAGAACACGUCAGCCGCUGUUCACGAUCCUAAUAGCCAAUCAAUCCGUAGAAUGUGACAGCAUUCGUCUCGGCAAAAUGAUUCUGUUUUGAUUUUAAUUUUAGUUUAGUCAGUUUCACUAAUCAGCGUAUAAAUCAAUGCUGAUCUGUCUGUUUUAGCGUCCGUUCUUUCAGUAAGAGCUUUGUUCCUGGCAUGGAUGGAUGGAGGGUGCUGCGUCUGGGUAGAGUGAUUGAGUAGUUGGGCAGAGGGUGGGAGGAUGGCCCUGCGGCGGACGAUAGAGGUCUAAUUGCGCCUGCCUGCGUGUGAGCUGACCGCCCGUCGCGGUGCGCAGUAGCUGUAGCUCUCAUUACUUAGACGUCGUAGGAGCGUGCCGCGUGUUUUUACCUUCCUGCGCACACUGUGCGCCUAUCAUGUUCUCUGUCUCCUUCAACUCGUUCGUUCUUUCGGCGACAAAAUGCCGCCCGUAGUCUCUGUGAUUGUACCGCAGGAGUUAGCGCGCGCGCCCGGCCUUGCGAGCCGCGGACUCCGUAGCUCAUCAUAAUCUAGCUCACAUUAUUCCAGUAUUGGGCUCUUGAUGCAAUACCCCAGCUAUGUGGCGGCCGUUGCGGCUGCCUCUCCGUAUGUGCUAGCGUGUGUGUGUUGCGGGCAGUUGAUCGGCAGAGUACCUUUCUGGCGGACGGGAGGGGGGUGGCAGCGGGCCGGCUCUGUGGGCCCUGCACAUGGCGCGUGUACAUAGCGCUGCUGUGAGACAUUCAGUCCAGAUCAAAACGUGCGAGUGUGGCGCCGUGCCGGCUGUAGUGGCGCCCCGGUCGGCGCUGAGCUGUACUCGUCAAAUCCGCGCACUCACCACGACCUCUGUACGGCGGUCCAUAACCGGCUUACCGUGGGGCAGCUCCCGACUCGCGCUUCAGUGCCUCUGUUCAAUGUGAUCGGCGUAGUCAGCGGCCGGCGUUUUAACCUGCGUUUAGUCCGUCCGUGCCGGCGGGCCGAUCGGUGACGGGGUCGGCUGCAGUCCAAGGUGCGCCCUACUAGUUUGCGCCCGCCCGGCCCACACGAGAUUUUAGUCCAGCGGUGCUGAUUAGAGAGUGAGAGGCCAGUACGGGCCAGCCGGCAGUCCUCUGAUUCCUGCACGUGUCAUCAUAAAAACAAUGGUCCGUUUGGAACUGUUUUUUGGGCCUGUAACAGUGUCGAUUAAAGAAACAUGUCAACACAACCCGCUUUAUAUCGACUGAUCGCUUAAUGUCAUUAGUCGCUUAUCAGUAGAGCUUCGGAUUAUGCUGUAUCUGGCUUUUCUGGUAGUGCUAUUUUAUGUCAUAUACGCCUUAAGUUUUAAGUUUACUGUCUAAACUAUUUGGCUGGGGUUUUCAAAGCAACGCGAUACAACUUCAAUGAAAAUUCACGUUUGGGUGACGUUGGUGUCUGGUAGAAGGGUUUCGGCGAGAGGAAGUUGGUACGGUCUGAAGCGAUGCCAUAGUGACAUAUCCCUCGUAGCGCACAUUUGGCCUCGUCAGGCUCCGUUGACCUGUUGUGAUUUCCGUCGUCGACAGUUGUGUCGAGUUCGACCUGAUAUGCAUUGUGUCGCUUUGAGUUAACCGAUGGUCUCAGAAUACACAACCGAUCCAAAGUAA